Molecule: messenger RNA, 604 nt
Organism: Effrenium voratum
Lineage: Eukaryota; Dinophyceae; Suessiales; Symbiodiniaceae
Source: the annotation of a GenBank genome assembly
CAAGCAAUCUUGGCUUGCCUCAAGCCGCCGCGCUCGCAGAGCGUGUGCGUGCCGGAAGAGGCCAUGAGAGGCAGAGCCGCUCACACGGCCUUCCUCUUCACGGAGGCCCCUGUGGAUGCUGCCUUUCUGGAGCACCCGCAGGCCGGCGGGAGCCGCCCGAGCCUUCCGCCAGACGCCAUCCCAGCAGACGCGCUGCCGCUGAAAUACGAGGACCACGCGGACCACUUGAGCCAUGGGCCACGUCUCGACUCCUCCUUCGGUGACCUCAUGACUAGCUUGCAGCACGCCUCUGGCACCGCCCUGGGCGGGGGAUUUGCCAGCGGGGCCAAUAUGCUCUUCGGCGUGUCGGUCAUCGGGCUGUUGAUCGCGCAGGGCAUGCGCUCAACGGUACGGCAGUACAUCCCGGCGAAGCAGCCAGAGUUGGUGUCCUCGCCCUUACUCGCGACGGAGGAGGAGGAUGCCUCACCCCUACUCGCGACAAUAAAGGAGGAGGAGGACGAGGAUGAGGAGGCGCAGGAGGACGCUGAGACCGCUGCCUGCGCCUGCGCAUGCUGAAGGGCUGCGUAGCCUGUCUCACCCAACAGGGCCGACGGAGCACGGCGUU